AUGAAGAAAGUGAUUAUAAUCCUAACCCUUAUAAUAAAAUCUAGAUGCCAAGAAUACGAGGACGUGAGUGUGCUGGCCAAUUACGAUGAAGAAUUCGGGUCUCUAAAAGAUGACGUUCACUUUGAGCAGGGUCAAGGGCAAAAGCCGCCAAACCAAGACAGCAUGCGUGGCCUUAGUGCUGGCAGUGGUCUAAGAAGCAUCGCUGAAGGUUCAUCGAAUGCAGCAAGCGACGCAGUCAAUAAUCAAGACGCUGCUGGUUUCCAAGCCGCCUACGUUGCUAAGAACACUCUCGCACAAUCGGCUGCUGGUGCAUCUGCAACAGCCCAGGCGGCUUUGGCGGGCAAGCAAAUUCUGCUGCAAGGACUCGAGCAACAAUUCCGUGAUGCGCAGCAGGCCCUGAUGGGGGAAAGAGCGCAACUGAUGCAAGCGCAACGUUCUGCCGAUUCUUCUCUGCGUGCUGCGCAAGAGGCGCGUGCGCACGUCAACGUACUGACCAACACGCUGAACGCAGCCCAGGCUGCGGCCGAUCACGUGACCCAGGCAGCUUCAGAGGCAGCUGGAGAGUUGGCUGCGCAGCAGUCCAUGGUAGGUUCCGCCAUGCAGAGGCUUGAAGCUUUGGGUAAACAAUUGGCCGGCGUUCGGAUUGAUUUCGAAGCUACGAGGGCUGCAGCUAUGAGGGCUCAGAAUGCCGCACAGGCGGCAGCGGCCAACGCGGCCGCUGCUGCAGCUACGGCGGCAGCUGAGUUGGGUAGGGCUGCGAAGGCUACACCUCCUCCCCCACCGCCUCCUCCACCGCCAGCUGCAAAACCCUCUAAGGUUCCAGCUGCUGCGCCUGGUAAAGGUGUGGCAGCUACAGGAGGUGCUGCAAUAAGCAUUGGUUCUGCUUUAGUGAGCACUUUAAAGGACAUCCUAGGUUAUUUCGGCUUACCAACUACCUGA
Brassicogethes aeneus is the source of this 939-nucleotide messenger RNA. Lineage: Eukaryota; Metazoa; Arthropoda; Insecta; Coleoptera; Nitidulidae. The record is from the annotation of a GenBank genome assembly.